GCUAACCUCCAACCUUAUCGUUUCAGCAGUUAUCGUCCUCUUCUCUCCCCCAUCCCCGAUUCCUUUCCUAUCUUCUCUCCCCAUCUCUCUGAAACUACCACGCAGCACCCUCCCUCCCUCAACGGCCGCUGCUGUUGCUAGCCCCCCUCCCACCGUGCAGCGCAGCGCGAUCCAGAGCAGAUCGAGGCCACCAACAAGCCUCCGUCCUCCUCCGCUCAGCACCCGAUCCACCUCCCGUGUCAUGCACGGAGCAUGCAGGGAGCCUGGCGGCUGGAGUUCGCCGGCCGUUGGCGCCCUCCUCCCCUACGACCGGCACAUCCACCCUCUAGCUCACCUCCUCGCGCUGAUGGCCGGCUCGCCACCGGCGAGCAGCACCAACAGCAGGACCGCCGCCGCACCUCACCGCUCUCUUCUCUCUCCCUCUGGCCUUCCAUCUCCUUUCUCCCGUCCUCCCUUUUCUCUCCCGCUCAUCUCUCACUUCUCUCGCAGGCACCCAACGCAUGGCGUGCCUCGCCCCAUUCCUGGGCUCGGGCGGCGCAUACGCCCGCCGCGACGCAUCUCCUGCCUUGGCUUCUGCGGAGUCAGCGCCGGCGGCAAGCGGCGGGGCAUUCACGGCGGUUCAGUGGAGGCAGGGUGUUUUUUGCAAAAAACGAAACGUUAUCCAGAUUUAAGUAGGACCAUGGGUUAAUUCCUAAGAAACAGGGGGACUUUUUUGCAAAAUGACCAAUGACGGACGAGCAGAAGCGAUCGCUGGUUUAUUAGUAGGGAAAGAUUGUCUAUUAUAAAUUGGUUUACUUACAGUUGUGUAUUGAAUUUCAAUCUUAAUUUUGUUUCCUGCCAUCUUUAAUAUUUUUCAGAGUUGGAGCCUUUUGAGGAAAUUAUUCAUUUCAUCUACAAGGACAUGUUUUUCAAUAAGACUGAUCCACAAAGGUUACUUGAUAUUGUGGUCACUGCUGAUAAGUUUGAGGUGAUUGGAGCAAUCAAGCACUGUAAAACUCUGAUGCUGCAGUCCCCGCUGACUCUUGAAAUUGCCCUUCUUUAUUUGGAGUUCACUUCUGAGAAGGUAGAACUGAAUGAAAUUCUUGGUCCUGUUCAUACUGCUUGUGCUGAUUUUGUGGCCAAUACAUACAAAGAUCUGUUAAGUCAUGAGGAAGCCGUGCUCCAGUUGCGGCUCUCCGCUAUGAUUUCCAUCUUUAAGAGCAGUGCUCUUAUUCUUCCCAACGAAGACUAUGCAUUUACCUUUUUGCUGAAAUGGCUGGAGAAAGAGUACUCUGAUAAGGAAGAGAGAAAGGAUGUGUUUCAGAGAAUCGUGGUUUCUCUUAUCCGGUUCACGCACCUGUCUGAAGAAGCUCUGCUUGAUUUUACCUCUUGUAAUCUAGUUUCGAGUCCUGUUGACGCGAUCAAUAUUGUAUCUAAUGCAAUGCAUUUCAAGGCUACUUCAUCUCGAAGAAUUGCUUACUGGAGGUAUGAGCAGCGUGAUUAUCUUGUGAGGCCCGUCUCAUUAUCUUAUCUUAUGCCAGCUCCACAUCCUGAGGUUGUGGCAUACAUGGAUAUAUCACUGGGUCGCUGCUCUAGGAUGACUUCUCCUGGGAAAACAAAUGCUUACUCUGAAGCUUUUGCCUUUGGUGGAUUGACCCUAAACAUGGUCGCUACGUGUUUGACGCUGAUACUAAUACUCCCAAUUCACUUGGUUUGUUUUUAUGUGCCCAAACCGAGCAGCCAGCCAUCCUGAGUGUCACAUUCUCUGUGAGGACACACGACCAAAUGGGGCGUAUGUUGACUGUAUCUCGUUUGAACACACAUUUACAACAGGCAUCCCCUUUGGAGUAAAUGAUCUGUAUCUGACCCAAUGGGAUGAAUUGAUGGACCCCAACUGUAUUUUUGUCAUUAAAGGCCAUUUGCACAUUAGAAUGCGCAUUUCUGCUCUCCAGCCAUAGGGUUCAGGUAUUGCUUUAGGCUAAUCCCAUUUUGCUGUAUUGUUAAUCAUUUGAAGAUAAAGCUCAAGUAUGCUCGUUCUUCAGGUAAGGAGGUCUCCAGCAUCAGUCUUCAGGCCAAGUAGCUCGUCCAUGUUUUAGCGUGUCCUUCAGACCUGACCUGUGGUAAUCUGUCUGUGAUUCUGAUGACUGUUAAGUCUGGAAGCCAAGGAGCUUUGCAUAUCAUGUUGUUUAGCCUGCCCUUCAGACCUGACCUGUGGUAAUCUGUCUGUGAUUCUGAUGAGUUAAGUUUGGAAGUUUUAGCCUGUCCUUCAGACCUGACCUGUGGUAAUCUGUCUUGCAAGGAGCUGGUCUUGCAUAUCAUGUUGUUUAGCCUGUCCUUCAGACCUGACCUGUGGUAAUCUGUCUGUGAUUCUGAUGAGUUAAGUUUGGAAGUUUUAGAACUUUCUAUGCUAAGUAUGGUCAGUAGUAUGAUGAACAGAGCACUAGAUGCCCUAAUCUACUCCUAUGCUAAGUGUCUUCAAGAUCAUGUUUUUUUGGAUA
Triticum aestivum (bread wheat) is the source of this 2477-nucleotide messenger RNA. Its product is annotated as BTB/POZ domain-containing protein At2g46260. The record is from RefSeq and is a predicted model, not a curated record. Gene Ontology annotation, biological process: response to red light. NCBI's taxonomy places the organism in Eukaryota, Viridiplantae, Streptophyta, Magnoliopsida, Poales, Poaceae. The transcript is spliced from 3 exons. Gene Ontology annotation, cellular component: nucleus. Bases 902 to 1732 code for a protein of 276 amino acids.